Messenger RNA from Gracilinanus agilis (Agile Gracile Mouse Opossum), 3198 nucleotides. RefSeq names its product enamelin (gene ENAM). The transcript has 4 exons. Lineage: Eukaryota; Metazoa; Chordata; Mammalia; Didelphimorphia; Didelphidae. Bases 22 to 3198 code for a protein of 1058 amino acids. The record is from RefSeq and is a predicted model, not a curated record.
CAGCAGUUUCCACAGAUCCAGAUGCCAAUGUGGCCCCAGCCACCACCAAAUGCAUGGCUUCCCCAGAAUCCCAUGCCACCAAACUUACCAAGACCACAGAUCAAGGCAGGGGAAGGCCAGGCAACCCCAAGACCCAGCCAGCCACUACCAACAAAACCACCAACGACACCAAGGCCACCUACAAAGCAGCCCCCAGAAGGCCCCCCUCGGCCUAAAGAAGAGGAUCAACAGCCUCCACAAUACCCGUCAUUUGGCAAUGGGAUGUUUCCUUUUCAUCAGCCACCCUGGCAUAUUCCACAGCGUAUGCCUCCAGGGUAUGGACGUCCACCAGUCAGCAAUGAGGAAGGAGGGAAUCCUUUUUUUGGCUAUUUUGGAUAUCAUGGAUUUGGAGGACGACCCCCAUAUUAUUCAGAAGAGAUGUUCGAACAAGACUUUGAAAAGCCCAAAGAGGAAGAUCCACCCAAAGUGGAGAGUACCACCGCAGCCCCUCUAGCUAACUCCACAGUUCCUGAGAACAAUUCAACUCAACCAACCGUACCUGUCUCAGGAGGGAGUCAAGGUGGAAAUGAGACCAGCACAACAGGGAAGGAAGCUGAAGUGCAGAACCCUGGGAUCAAGUUGGCUCCUGCUGUUAAUGUCUCUGGCCAUGAUGGACCAGGAAGCCAGGUUCCCCCUGGCCCAUAUCAGCCAAAUAUUCUUGAAAACUCUCCAAAUCCUAAUUUAAGAGGUUUUCCCAUCAGCAGACAAUGGAGUCAAACAAGCUUCCCUGCAGGACCUAGACUGACGGUGCCUUUUUAUAGAAAUUAUCCUAAUCAAAGGAGUUACCAAUGGCCCAAUUUAGCUUAUGUAAGCAAGCAAAUAGUUCGCCCAGGAAACACAGCUUACCAAAAAGCUUAUCCUUCCAUUUCUAAGAGCAAUUCUCCUAAUCAUGUAUCUAAUCCAGCAAAUAACAGAAGAAAACCCCAGGGUCCAACCAAACAACCUGAAGAAAUAAAUGGUGGGUUAGCAGGUCCCAAGCUUGGCACUGCCCAUAAAGAGGAGCAGAUUCAAAACCCCAAAGAGAAUCCAGUGACCCAGAGAGAAAGAAUAACCUUUCCUACAAGGGAUCCAACCAGCACCUGGAGAAACCCACAAGGUUAUGAAACCAACAAAUCAAAUUAUAAAUUAACUCCUCCAGAGGGCAGCCCUCCAGUACCAAGUAUCAAUUCUGUUGACCAACAUGAAAAUUAUUACCCAAGGGUAGAUUCCAGGAGAUUCCCAGCUGGUGUACAAGCAUCAACUUUUCCCAAGGGGAUGGUUUCAGAACCAAGAAAAGGUCCAUCUGAUUCUGAAAUUAAUCCACCGGAAAUGAAACACGGAACCCAUCAGACUGAGGAAGGUCCGUACCCUCCAAAAGAAUCCUUUUUUCUGGGAAGCAACAUAUGGAACCCCCGAAAAGGAUCUCUAAUUUUUGAGGAUGAACCUACAAGGCAGGAAGGAUCUUUACUUUAUGCAGCCCUUGGAGCAAGAGGAAAUGUCCCCUACCCUGAAUAUGCUCCCUAUGAUCCUCAGAGGAGCUCUCCUUAUGCCAAAAGUAAUAUGUGGGAUGAAGGAGAUGAGUUUCCUGGCACUUUCAGACCAGCAAGUCAACCAGGAAAUCCAUCACAUUCCCUGAAUUCUCCUUCAGGUCAGAGACAUCCAUCAACUGACAAUGAAGAGGAUCCAGUUGACCCAAUGGGUGAUGAGUUUUACCGGGGACCUGAUGCAUGGGGUAAGGAAUCCAGUCUCAAAGGAAGUCAAGUUAGAUACCGUGAAAGAUACCCAUAUGCCCCCAGUCAUCCAUCCAAGCCAAAAGAAUACCUUCAACAUUCCACAGAUAACCUAGUAAGACAAAGAGAUUCGUCUUAUGGUGAAUAUUAUCCCUGGCACGCAGAAGAGCAUUUCCCACCUUACAACAUUGCUCCUCCUCUAACACCACCAAGAGAAAACAGUGGGUAUUAUUAUCCUCCUAACACCUUUGAACAAGAAGAGAGUACACCAUCUCCAUCUUGGGGGUCAUGGGACCAAAAGAAUUAUGUCCCAGCAAAUAAAGGAAGAAUACCUUAUUAUAAAAGAUAUUUCUGGGAUCAAGCCACCAAUUUACACAAAUCUGCAGCAAGUGCAGCGGAACAGAGAGAACAUCAAGCCCACUCCAGUAGUUUUCCAGCUGGGCUUAGAGGAAGCCUAACAUACCAAGAAGCAGAGAAUCUGAACUAUGACAGUAUACACAAUAACAGGAUAAAUACUCCUGAAAAGGGACAGCUUCCCGUCACUGACUCUGUGAUUCAAAACAACCUAAUAUAUCAAGAAGAAGUAAAUUCAUAUCCCCCAGCCAGCCAAAGAAGUCCCUGCUGUGCUGGUGAACCUCCAGGACCCAGAGAAAGUCCUCUCAUUCCACUAGAUUACUCUCCACCCUUUGGUCUUGUUUCAGGCGAUGAUGGAGAAAGAAAUCCCACAACUACCGAGGGCAGUCACACUAAGCAUGCUAGGCACAUCAUCUACCCCACAGACAUCCAACCCAACCAAAGAAAUAGUUCAGAGAAAAAUCCAUCCGAGAAAGGAGCAAAUCCAGACCCUUUCAGGGAUGACACAGCCAUGUUGAAAAAAAGCUUACCCUGUUCUAAAAAAAAAGCUUACCCUGGCCCAGCAGGCCAGAUAGAAAGCGUACCUUUUUCUGAAGCUGACUCCCUCCAAGCAAACAUGCCCUGCCGCAAAAGUAACCUUAGAGAAGGGAACAACGUUCUUGCAAAAAUCUUGGGAGCCAACCAGUUCAAUGAAAGAACCAGUAACCUUAUUCCUGAGGAACUUGAGGCUCCUGAAGAAAAUCUCAGGCCAGAAAACAUCCAAAGUGAAGGGGGAGGAAGUGAGGGUCGCGUGAAACAGAAAGGAGUGCCUAAUAUCCAAAAGGUGCCAUGCCUCCACUCUAAACUAAAGGACCAUCUCCUUUCCAGCACAGGUGCUCCGCUUGGCAAGAGGAGACCAGGCCCGUCAGCUGGAGAGCCAGCCAUGGUCUCUGCCCAGCCCAGCAGCACACUGACUGGACUGACAGCUAAAGAGCAGCUUAGUGGUACAAAUAUUGACCCACUUGUUGCCUCAGAGCCACCUCUUUCCUUUCCAUCUCUUUCAAGAGCAAUCCCAAGGAAUGCAGAGCUUCAGGACUGCCUGCUGCUCCAGAGCUAG